This is a messenger RNA of Macrosiphum euphorbiae (potato aphid), 708 nucleotides long. The record is from the annotation of a GenBank genome assembly. Lineage: Eukaryota; Metazoa; Arthropoda; Insecta; Hemiptera; Aphididae.
AUGAGCACCCAGGUUAUAUUAAAAGAUUUCAAUCUUACUCUUCCUCCUGGUAAAGUGGUAGCUGUUGUUGGAUCUUCUGGCAAUGGUAAAUCCACUAUUGCUGCGCUUCUCAUGAGAUUUUAUGAUGUUAAUUCAGGAAGUAUAAUAAUAGAUGGUGUAGACAUUAAGAAGCUUGAUCAGACUUGGUUGCGUAAGAGAGUAAUUGGAUUAAUUAAUCAAGAACCAAUACUGUUUGCUAUGUCUAUCUUAGAAAACAUACGUUAUGGAAAGCCUGAGGCAACAGACAUUGAGGUUAUUGAAGCUGCAAAAAUAGCCAAUGCUGAUUCUUUUAUCACUUCUUUUCCCAAUGGCUAUAAUACAAUAGUUGGAGAACGAGGAGUAACAGUUUCGGGAGGACAAAAACAAAGAAUUGCCAUUGCAAGAGCUAUUUUGAAAAACCCAGCAAUACUUAUAUUAGAUGAAGCCACAAGUGCACUUGAUACAGAGUCGGAAAUGCAUGUGCAAUCAGCAUUAGAAUCUGUAUCAAAUGGAAAAAACAGUUUAGUAAUUGCUCAUCGAUUGAGCACUGUAAAGAAUGCAGAUAUAAUUGUAGUUUUGAAUAAAGGUGAAAUUGUUGAAGUUGGGGACCAUAAUACCUUAUUGCAAAAGAAAGGUUUUUAUUGGAAUCUGAUGAAUCAGCAGACAUCUGACAAAGCAAAUGCUGCAUAA